Messenger RNA from Oncorhynchus kisutch (coho salmon), 10829 nucleotides. RefSeq lists its product as uncharacterized. NCBI's taxonomy places the organism in Eukaryota, Metazoa, Chordata, Actinopteri, Salmoniformes, Salmonidae. The transcript is spliced from 44 exons. The coding region runs from base 4 to 5727 and encodes 1907 amino acids. The record is from RefSeq and is a predicted model, not a curated record.
GUUAUGGCCUCAGAGAACUUAUUGAAUGGAGGUCAGAGUUUUCAUGGUGAAAAAUCUGAGUUUAAUCUUCUGAGCAGCCACGGUGAGAACCAUGAAAGCAGCCGGCCAUCAACUCAGACCAGGCCGAUGAGAGAUGACAGAAGGGGAUACAUAGCACGAGCACUCUCAAGGGACUCUGGAGUUAGCUCCAUAGAGCAUUACCUGGUACCGGACAGCAAUGAAAUGUGGAGCAGCUAUGGACCAGAGGAUUCUACUGAAGAAUCCGUGGACACAAGUACAUUUUCUGAGGAAGAGCUUCUUGAUAUAACAUUUGAGGCAUGCAAUACCACUGGCACAGGAGAGGUUCUGGCCUCCACGAUCAUGCAGUACCUGCAGACUAUGACUAGCCAGAGCCCAGAACAGGACAGGCUGAAUGCUUUGAAUUGUAUGCUGGACCCUGAGUGCCGGGACCCCGCUAUUAGCAGGGCCAAAUUCCAAUCCACCAUGAGGGAGUGGAUUGCCCAGUGCAGCCAGGAUGGCAUGCAUGAGGACGACAAACAUAUUUCAGGGGAAAACUCUUGUAAAGUGUCUAUAAAUGGUCCUGAAACUGCCUUCUCAGAGAGAGAACAGUGUUAUUGUGACUCCAGGGAGCUGUUGGCCACUGUGUCUGAGCUGAAGCAUGCGCACAGUAGAAUGAGUAAGCAGAACAACAGCCUGUUGAGGACUGUAUCUCAGGGUGAGGACACCAACCUGCAGCUCACAGUGGAGAUCACUGAACUUAGUGCCAAGCUGGCCAGUGCCCAGCGGUCAGCAAGGAGAACCUGGUCCCUUGUGGAGGAGCUUGAAGAUGCCAGGAGAUCCCUGAUGGAGGCACAGGAGAGAGCCAGCCAAGCCCAGGCUAGCAGCUGCAAACUGAGCAAAGAAUGUGACUGUCUGAAAGCACACAUUAAAGUGCUUGAAGACAAGAAUGAACAACUCACACUCGAGGGGACUUGUUCUGAAGAUUGUCUCAACAAAUUGAGAAAGGUUAAUGCUGAGAUGAGGGAGGAACUUGAAGAAACCCUUGUCAUGCUGGCUGUAAGAGACAGGGAACUCACUAAAAAAGACAUACUGAUGGAUAAGCUGAAGAACUCUCAUCUGGAGAACCACAGAAUCAUUGAGGGGCUACAGUCAGAGUUUAUGCAUUUAUCAGAGCAUUCCCAGCAAGCUCUUUUGAGGUUUGACAGGCACUGUGGCAGUCCAACAGGUUUCCAGGGAAGGAGUGGAGGGGUUCCUAACCACCGCUCUCUGCAUGCUGAGAUCCAGGACAUUCAGCAGCGUGGGGUUCUGGAGGAGAUGACUGGUACAAUAUGUGGGGUUUGGUCCUCUCACACUCAGAGGGAAGAUAUCCAAAACAUAAUUCACAGGAUCAAGUCUGCUGAGCUGGCCCACCUUCUCCACGCACACUACCCAGAGAGGGAUUCUGUUGGCGGUUGUGCUGUUGAGACCCUGGAGAGGCCAUAUCCCCACAGCCAACAGCCACAGCCGAGCAUCAAGCAGCAGCUGGUUAAUGUACUGAAGGAACUGGAGCAGCAGACGACUCUGUGGGAGGAGAGAGAGGAGAAGGUGGCGGAACAACGGAGGCUACAGGAGCAGCAGGAGCAGAGGCAGAAGCCACAGGCCAAGAGGGCAGCUGUGGUGAACUGGUGGAGAACCCUUAAGGUGGAGGGGGGUAGGACCAAGGUCAAGCCGGAAGACACUCUGACCCAGCCCAGCAAGGCCCUCACUGACACAGAUUCCAAGCUCCAACAGGCAAAGCACACCAUCACAAAGAUUAGGGAGCAGGUAUGCCACCUUGAGUCGGCUCUGAGAACUGCCCAAGAGGAUGUAGCUGAGCACAAAAACAUUCAGGACAGGGUGGGUGUUCUUCACAAAGACAAGGAGACCAACACGGUGAGAGAGGGACCUGGCUGGACUGGGGUGGAGGCAUCAAAGGAGUGUAAGGACGUGGCUGUGGCUACAGACCAUGUGGAGGACCCAGGUAGAUCAGAGAAGGUAGCAGCCCAGCUUGUGACCUCAGAGGGUCUGCUGGUGACCCUCAGGAGGAUGGAGGCCAUGGUCAGCAGUGCCCUGGAGGCAGCUGAGCUGGUCAGGGAGAGUCAGCGAAGAGUCAGCCAGGUCAAGGAGAGGAUGGAGAGUAUCACUCAGAAGAUGGAGGAAGCUCUGACCAGAGCAGCGUACACAGAAGGUCAGCUCAGUGCCCUGGAGGCCAGAGUCACAGCCAAACCUCAGUUGCCAGGUCUUAUAGGGCAGACAGCCCAGCCUGGUGUUGAAGCUAUAGGCAGAGAUAGACCCAGGAAUCCCUCUCCACCAGAGCCUAUGACCGAAAGCUACAGCAAGUCUAGAUGGCCCCUUAUAAGCGGUGCCAUUUAUUCACAAACUGGAGGAGGCAACAACAGUGGCAGAAAGAGCUGUGACGAUUCAGAGGCACCCUGCACUGAUGACAACAAAACAAGCCAAGCCAAAUGUCCUGACUUUGUCCCAGACCAAAAGUACAACAGUACCAGCAGUAAUGAUCCUGCACCUGCAUUUUUAGGUUCCAUCCCAGUGUCAGAGACACAAACACCCCCAGUGUCCCCAUCACAAGUCUUCCUCCAGUACGAGUGUGCCCCUUCACUUACCGUCCCAACGGAUACACCCCCCCAGUCUGCCUGUUGCAGUCACGCUGCCGCUCACACUGAGGAGAAUGUAGCAGGUCUCAGAUCGGAGGAUCCUAGUUGCCGUGACUACUGUCAGUCAGAGGCCCGCGACUGUGGGAGUGGCCAAGCAUUGCCACCUGGAGACUGUGGGAGUGGCCAAGCAUUGCCGCCUGGAGACUGUGGGAGGAGUCAGCCAUCAAACCCAGAAGACAGUGCUGGUAGUAAAGCCUCUGAACCAGAAGAUAGUGGGAGGAGCAAUGCAUUACAACCAACAGAUAUUGGGUGUGAUCUAGAGCAUUGUGGGAGUUUCCAUUCUCGAGCUCUACUGACUGUUUUAAUAACAGGCUCAGAUAAGGAAGGAGGGGGCCACGAGUUGUACUGCUUUCCCUGGGUUCAGACUGAACAGCAGUUAGAGGAAUCCCCUACCCAACCCACUCCAGCUGAGAGCCCCUUUUUCUUCCCCCUGACACGACCCCGAGCCCCACAGCCCCCCGUUAUGCCCGUCCUCCCGGAAGAAGAGGAGGAUUCCCCUGAGGAGCUCGACAGUUCCUCCAGCUCACCCAGCACAUAUACACCAGUUGAAAGUAGAGCAGUUACCGUGGCGAUGCCUGCUCCCACUAUUGUCUUCCCAAAGCAAGCUACCGUGACCGUGGUCCAAGCAGACGGUCGCCCUCUGGAACAGACCAGACCACACAGUCCCAGAUCUCGCUUGUCCCGAAACUCCCUGGGAGGACCAAUCACUACUGUCGACAGUACAGGCAAUGUGAUAGACCUGGUGAAAGACCAUCUGCCUGAGCUGCAGCUCUCAGAGGAGGACCGUCAGAAGAACCUGGUGCUGCUGCAGGAGGCCAAGAAAGUCAGCGACCGCUUCCUUAGCCGCAGGGGCCGAAAGUCCACCUGCAGCCUCUCUGAAUCCCCCACAGGUCUUUCUCCUAACCACACACCAUCCUCCUCACCUGUACCGUCCAGAAGCAGCUCUCUUAUCACAGCCCCUCAAAUAGCUGUAGCCACAGAGGUGAACUAUUCCCCCUCAUCCCCUGUCAGCCUGCGAUUGGAGGUUCUGUCUACGAGGGAGCAGGCUGACACCAGUACACCAGAGCAUGAGAGCACCAGGAGGUUGGUGGACUGGAAGCCCAAUGAGAAGCGUAAGGUGUCCUCAGGCACCCUGGCUCCCCGCUACUCUGGCCCCCCACCCCCCAGGGAGCCCAAUGGGGGCCAGAAGGAGAACUGUGACCCCCGGGUAACAGCUAAGAAUUGCCCAGAACCAGUACUAGUCAAUAAGUCAGAGGAGGGUCUGGUUCGAGCCCCCAACCAGGCCCCUGCCACUGGGGUGGCCAAGCCUGUCCCUCGGCCCCCCACUCAACAGGCCCCCUGCACGGCAGAGAUCAAGACAAUCGGGGCCUUUCCUCCCCUCAUGAGAGCUGUGUCCUGGGACACUGUUGGAACCCUCAACGCCAGGAAUGGUGCACCAAGUCUCCCCCCUACAAACGAGGAAACCUUCUCCUUUCAAGACAAGACUCGGGAUGCCCUACUCAAGUCCUCUGGGUACAAGGACUUCCCUGUACAGCCUGUCAAUGUGCAGAAGCUGUCCAAAAUAAGAGAGGAGCACAAGCUGAUGCGGAACCAAAGCAUUGUGGGGUCAAAGUUGGCAGACUUGAGUGAAACAGCUGAACAGGAAAGAGGGUCUCCUACUGAUGAGGAGGCUAAAGAGAAGUCAGACGCCAUGCCCAACAUCUCAGACAUCAUGCUGAGGAAACUCAAACUGCACAGAGGGCUACCAGGCUGUGCACCUCCACUCACGGAAAAAGAAGUUGAGAACGCGUUUGUUCAACUGUCGCUGGCGUUCCGGAACGACAACUACACUCUGGAGACACGGCUCAAACAGGCGGAGCGGGAGCGGACCCUGACCGAGGAGAACACGGAGAAGGAACUGGAAGAAUUCAAAGGCUCUCUGAAGUGCACGGCACCACAGUGGAGUAACAUGGAGCAGCGGGAUUCUUACCAGUGCCUCAUAGAGACAGUAGCAGUACUGCACCGUCUGGCCACCAGGCUCUCCAGCAGAGCUGAGAUGGUUGGAGCAGUCAGACAGGAGAAACGUAUGAACAAGGCCACAGAGGUGAUGAUGCAGUACGUGGAGAAUCUGAAGAGGACCUAUGAGAAGGACCACGCUGAGCUGAUGGAGUUCAAGAAGCUGGCCAACCAGAACUCCAGUCGCUGCUAUGGAGGAUCCAUAGACACUGGAGAUGAUGGAGUCCCACGGCCAUCCAGAUCAAUGUCGCUGACCCUGGGAAAGGCUUUGCCCAGACGGAGGGUCAGUGUUGCGGUAGUCCCCAAAUUUAACCUCCUGAACAUCCCUGGUCAGACCCCGGUCAUGGCAGGACCCGGCCCCAGCGUUACCAUGGGACCCGGCCCCCAACCCACCAUGGGCCAAGCACUUCCUGUCCUGUGUGAAGCCAACAGUGUGAAAAGCAACUUUCCCACUGAGCCUACACAUCCAGCUAUAGAUGAGAGUGGAAAGAGUGUAGCAGAGCAGGAAGCUGAGCCAUCUGCCCCAGCCAAGCCCUCCGUCAACCUAGAGGAGAUCAGAUCAGAGAUCAGAUCAGAGAUCAGAUCAGAGAUCAGAUCAGAGAUCAGAUCAGAGAUCAGAUCAGAGAUCAAGGCAAAGAUCGAGGAGGAGGCCUACAAAAAAGGCUACCAAGAGGGACUGAAGAGAAGCAAAGAAAUCAAAGAGGUGGAGGAAGAGGAGGAGAAAGUAGAGGAAAAGCCAGAAAAGAAGGAUGAAGGAAAAGGAAAAGAAAUCAUCAGAAAAGAAAAGUUCAGCAGUAAGGUUGAAGAGGUUCUAGUUGUCCUUGACCGGCUUUGCCCCAAGAUUUUCCGCGGUAACCGACUUCUCUGGAUUGUUUUGACGUUGUUCCUGGUCACGUUUCUGGUCGUCAAUGUUUUCACAUACUUUAGUGAUCGCUAUAACAACCAUGGGGACAUGUCGGCAGAAAAAGCCAUGGUCCAGGGCAAGAAGAAGAUCUUUGAACUGAAUGUAGGAGUACAGCCAAAGAAUCCCACUCCAGAAUAACAAAGAGCCUGUCUCAUACUUCUCUCAGUCCACAGACAAUUCUUUCCAUGAUACAUUACCAUACAAGAGCUGAACUUGAAUAUAGGGUUUUGAAGGGUUUGGCGAUGUAUCUUUGGGAGCGUUUAUUGAGUUUUUUUUAUUGGUUUCAGAGGACAAGCCUUCUAAUGAUCAUACAUUUUAUCAAGGCAUAUUUAUGUCGUGUUAGGAAAGCUGCCCAAGUGUUUGUGAUGGUGAUAUAUGAUUGUUGCUUUGGGGGCCAAGUAUAAUAGUGUGAUGAAAUAUUUUCUUAUGUACAGUGAGAUCCAGGACUUUGGAUUUUAAAUGAUACAAUGACUAUGAGGUUAAAAUGCAGACUGUCAGCUUUAAUAUGAGGGCAUUUUCAUCCAUACCAGGUGAACUGUUUAGAAAUUACAACACUUUUUGUACACAGUCCCCCCAUUUCAGGGAGCCAGAAGGUUUUGGACAAAUUCACUUAUAUGCGUAUUAUAGAAGUCCAAAGUGUAGUAUUUGGCGUAUGACACUACUAAUCUGUUGGAUGCAUUCACAGUUUGUUUCGGUUGUGUUUCAGAUUAUUUUGUGCCCAAUAGAAAUUAAUGGUAAAUAAUGUAUUGUGUCAUUUUGAUGUUAUAAAUAAGAAUAUAAUAUUAUAAUAUUAAUAUAGUAACUCUUCUACUUUAAUGUGGAUGUUACCAUGAUUGCGGAUAAUCCUGAAUGACACAGUGAACAGAAUGAUCAGGGAGGAUUAGCAUUUUGGGGGGUAUGAUAUUUACACCUCAGUAACUUUCACACUCAUCAUUAUUCACGAUUCAUUCAUAAUUUUCCGUAAUCAUGGUAGCAUCCACAUUCAUUUAAAAGUGUUUAGAACCAUGUUCUAUUAUUUACAAUAAAAUUGACUCCAAAAUACACUACAUUAUUUACCAUGCAUUUCUAUUAGGCACAAAAUAAUCUGACACAAACUGAAAAUGCAUUCAACAAGUUUGUAUUCACGAGCUUGAUGUAGUCAUUGCUUGCUAUGAAUAUGGGACCAAAUACUAAACUUUUGACUACUUGUUACACAUAGAAGUGAAUUUGUCAAAAUAGUUUUGGUUCCCUAAAAUGGGGGGACUAUGUACAAAACAGUGCUGUCAUUUUGAAUGGAUGAAAUAUGGAUGAAAAUACCCUCAAACCAAAGCUGACAGUUUGCACUUCAUAAUCAUUGUAUCAUUUCAAAUCCAAAGUGCUGAUGUACAGAGACCCCCAAAUAUAUAUAUAUUUGUCAUUGUCCAAAUACUUUUGGACCUCACUGUAUGUAUUCACAAUGUAUUGUUCUUAUUCCUGGUCCUACUCUGAAUGUCAUCCUGGAGGACUGAAUGUGGCCCCAUGGGCGAAAAUGGAAGAUUCCUGAUGAGUUCCCUAAGACAAAUGUCACAGUAGACAUUAAACUAAUGUACAUUCAUCUACCACUCUGUUAUUUUAUGUUCAUUCUCUCAGGUAUAGUAAGAGGACAUCCCCUGAAGAGAUUUACAGAGAUAUUUAAAGACAUAGAUAUGUUUUUUUGUUUAUGUUUUUAUAUCUAUAUUUGUGGUAUUUAAGCAGAUACUUUUUGGAAAAUCUAUAAUAUAAACACAUUCCAAAGUAGUUCCUCAAGUGCAAUAUUUAGCAGCUGAUGGUUCUUGUUUGUUUGUGUUGUUACUGUGUUGGUUUGCGUCCUCCGAGCUUUGAAAGAUUUCCUUUUAAUGUACGAGAGCACUUUUAGACAGCAUGAGAAAUCUUCUUCCCGCAUGCGUGCCAGGGUUUUCUGUUGUGUCAUUUUCGCCUUGAAAUAAAGGUGCCUUAAAACUCGCAGCAUUCAUUUCCAUAGUGAAUAAAGUAUGUCAGACAGACAGGUGCAGUUUCCAUGAAGCAAACAGGUGUGUUGGCAGAGUUCUCAUGCUAACCUCCCAAAUCAGUCGUUUCCUUGGAGGAAUGAGUGACACAGUAAUUGUAUUUUUCAGCACAGCGCUUGUUCUCUUCCUCCCUGCACUUAUGAAAAUGAAAGAUCUUUUGAACCUUUCAUAUCUCUCAGGAAACCACGUAUGUAAUCUACUUGGUUCCAUUAAGCUGUAGCUGCAGUGUGUCAAGGCGGCUUGAGUGAUUCUCUCUAUUUUAAUAUUAAAUUAAUGUAACAAAAUAAAAUAUAAAUGUUCUCUUUAGAUGUCAAUUUUUUGGGGAUGUUUAAAUGUCACUGACUCUUCUCAUACAGCAAACAACUACUUUUACUUAUUUUUCAGUUCUGCCUGCGUCAUUUCCUACUGUACUAGGUUGAGGUGAGGUGUUUGCUGGAAGUGGGAUUUCGCUGUGGGUCAGAGUCACAUCAGAGGAUGCCAGGGAUCAUGAGCUUGUUAAUGACUGAGCAAUGGGCAGAGGGAGGAAAUCAUUGUCUGAGGUGCCAAAGCCAAUAAAAAUAAACAAUUUGCCCAACAUCUAUCUGUGCCAAACACUCCUCCUCUACUCUCUUGAAAGAAUACAACUUAAGGACUAGCUUGUUUGAUUUUCGCUUAUUCUGUAUUCAUAUGUUUUUUUUUGUCAGUCUCCCAAUUUGACGUGCCUAUCUAUUAAAACAAAUUUCCCUCAUGUUCAAUGUUUUGAUGUUAGUAGUUCACAUGAUCAUCUCAGAAAUGUUUUCCUGAAAUUGGUAAAGGAGUUCUGAAAUCAGUUUGGAAGGAAUCCUCCAUACGUCUUUUCAAGCAUAAUGCGUUAUUACAGACUAUUAUGAGUAAGAGAUGUUCAUCUUAUUCUCAGUUAAUGAACUACUUCAGCAGUUUAUGCCACACUUCCGAAGCUUCUUCCCCAUGUUAUGUUAACGUCUUGCUACAUUUAUCUUGUUCUUGGACCUGGUUGGAUCCUAAAGUGCCCAUACUGAAUGGCCUGUACAAUGUAUUUCCUGCUUCCCGUUCCUGGUGGUUCCGUGGCCUUGUCACCACCUCGUCUGACUGGUCAUUUAUGCAACAGCCUUGUUUACUUCAUGAACCCACCCUUCUGAGCUGAAGAGAAUCACCUCUCACUAACCUCUUCAUUUUGGCUCACAGACACACAGUGGAACACUUGUCACCCCAGUAGCUCCCAGUCCUGUGUCUCUGACCAUUGGUAACCAUGAUGCAGGUUUGGAUACUCUCACUACUGCUGCCUCUCAUACUGUCAUUCUCUGGUCUACAUGUUGAUCCUAGCAAAAUUCAUGCUUUCCCAGAGAGACACAUAGCCGGGGUGUUUCUGGUCAGCUACACAAAUGACCUCAACCAGUUUGCCUAUGCCUUUAAUGCCUCUGAGGCCAGGGAGGUGUGCUGGUCUCUGGGUGUAACCAUGGCCUCCAAUUCCCAGGUUGAGGAGGCUCAGAGACUGGGCUUAGAAACAUGCAGGUUUGGGUGGAUUGAUGAACAUUUUGCAGUGAUACCUCGUAUUGAGGCCAGUAAAACCUGUGGUCAAAACCAGACCGGUAUCAUCAAAUGGAGAGCCUCUGUCACCAAACUUUUUGAUGUGUUCUGCUUCAAUGCUUCAGGUACAGUAAAGGAUUUUUUUUAAAUCUUAAUUUCCAUGCAGUCAAUGGAUCAAAGAUAAAGUAGAGAAAUAUUAUGGUAUGGUGAUUCAUGGAUACAUAAUCUAAUUGCUCUGUGCCUUUUUGUUGACCCUAAACUCUGAGGUAAUUGGAAUUUUUCCAGAAAGUCAAAUCAUGUACUUUCAUUUCCUUUCCGAAACUAACAAUUGUAUGAACGUGAGAGGAAAAGGGAACAUUUGAGCGUGAAAAACAUCCUACAUUAACUUCCUGAACUGUCCCUUGGGUGGUUUGACCAAGUUUUAGGAAUUGAGUGAAAUGAAAAUAUUUGGCAAACAGCCACUGUGACGUCAAUGCUGGAUAACAAUUUAUUCAUUUAAUUGAAUGUGAAUAAAAUUGCUAACCACAUCCUUCUCCUUCAGGAGCGGCCUCACCCCCCUCUACCUCCCUCUCUCCAGCCAUCAUUCAUCUUGUCCCUUCCACACAGUCCGCACGGCCCACCUCUCAUUCUCGCUCCUCCCUUCUCUCUCUCAGUAGUUUUUCUGAUAACCCAGAGGAGGUAGAGGUAGAACUACCCCAGUCCAUGAGCAGUGCAAAGUCUUCAAUUGGAGGUUUGAGACAUUAACUACCAACAUUGCUGUUGUCCAUCAAACCACUCCUAUGUUCUGUCAUCAUUACCAUUGGGAGUGAAAGUGACAAGGCUCAUUUUGUAUGAGUAAAGUCUUCCCUCUCCUGUGCUCUGUUGUUUUAGCGGUGCCAAAAGCAUUACUUAUCACCUCGGCCGUUGUUCUUCUUCUGACUGCAAUGGCCGUUCUCUUGUACUUUAGAACGAUCAAUGGCCUCAAGACUAUUCUCCUCUGCUGGGAUGGGGAGCAGCAGAACGAGUACAUUGAGACAGAGGAGUGUGCAGCACACACCUGUAUGAAGGACACAAAGGAAGCCCAGACUAAGGGAGAAGCUAAGGCUGAGCCUAAGGAGGAUGUGUGCAAAGAGACCGCCAGUGACAUCAGUGUGAACAUCAGUGAUGAGACCAACACUGAUUCAGCAUCAGAGACAAAACCUUGAUGCUUUAGAUUUGGUAAGACCAAAGAUAAGGUCAGGCUGCUUUUUUAAAGUUAUGUUCCUGCUUAUGGAAGUUUAGUAGUUUGUAUAAAGUGUGCAUUGAUGUUAUUCAAAUGCAUUUAUUUAUAGCAUGGGAUGCCUUUACAAUUUUGCUUUAAAAAGUGACUUGGUGUCGUUCAUAUUCAAAAUAGAUUGUUCUAGAGAUCAUCCUAUAUUUUAACCACUAGAUGGCGAUGUCAUCAAGGCAAUUAUCGCUGCAGCUUGGAUGAGUUGAGUAGCUGAAUUGAAAAUGGGUUCAUAUUUUCUGCUAUACAGAUUAAUUUGAUGACUUCAGAUAAAGUUAGUCAGUAUGCCAUGGCCAUUGCAUGGUAAAUCAUGUGUUUUAACUAAUGCCAAUCUUGAACUGAUGCAAUAAAUUCAAACCUUUUGUUUCCCUGCCUUGCAGUUACUUCUUAGCCUUUUUAGAAAUGUGUCAGGUUACUGCCAUGAUAAGUCGUAGUGUUCGUGUUCUAAUAAACAAUGUAUUCCAUCA